Molecule: messenger RNA, 576 nt
Organism: Monoraphidium neglectum
Lineage: Eukaryota; Viridiplantae; Chlorophyta; Chlorophyceae; Sphaeropleales; Selenastraceae
Exons: 2
Coding region: 1-576 (191 amino acids)
Source: RefSeq, a predicted model, not a curated record
AUGGAGGAGGUCGCGUCGCACAUGCUGCGCAUAAAGUCCGAGGAAGCGGUCGCGGAGCGAUCGCCUACGCCGGCCGGCAGCCCAGUGGCCGCCGGCCAGCAGGGCGCGUGGGGCGCCGCGGUGCCCAUUGGCAGCAGCGCCGGCGGCGCCGACGCCGGCGGCGGCGAGCGUUCGGGGACAUUCGUGGCGGCCGCCGCCUCCUGGUCUGCCAGUAUGACGAGCAACGCCGCUGACGGCGGCGCGGCGGCUGCCAACGGCAGCCUGGGGGCUGCCGGCCGCGCGAGCCCGGGCAGCAGCUUCAGCGGCGCCGCCGGGAUCGGCGGCGUCAGCCCCGGCGGCGCCACCAGCUGGACCGGCGGCGGCUGCGGCGGUGCGGGGCACAGCUGCGCAUCCCCCGCGGCCCAGACCAGCCGCGCGGCCCCCUCCCCCCGCGACGGCGCGGCGGCGAUCGGCGCGGGCGCCGCCAGCGGCGCGCUGGCGCCGCUACUGGAGGGGCUUCCUCACCUCGCGCCCGGGCGGAGCCUCCUGCACUUGGAAAGGCCUGGGGCGGACGCGGCCCGGGGCGCGGGGCUCUAG